This is a messenger RNA of Heterobilharzia americana, 1541 nucleotides long. Lineage: Eukaryota; Metazoa; Platyhelminthes; Trematoda; Strigeidida; Schistosomatidae. The record is from the annotation of a GenBank genome assembly.
UUUUAGUCUGUCUUGCCUGGUUAGUUUUCCCCGCGCUUUAUUUGUUGUUAUUGUAGGAUUAGUUGUAUGAUGCGCCCAUUCGGAGAUUCUAAAGCUGACCAGGAUAAAAAGCUUUUUGUCGGUGGACUUAGCCCCAAGACUGAUGAGAACUCACUUAAAAGCUAUUACGGGCAGUGGGGUGAAAUAAUCGACGUAGUUGUUAUGAAAGAUCCGAGAUCUCAGAAGUCGCGAGGGUUUGGCUUUGUAACUUACAGAGACGCCUCAUCCGUUGAUGCUGCGCAAAACAAUCGCCCUCAUACUUUGGAUGGGAAAGAGGUGGAUACAAAGCGUGCCAUGCCUCGUGAGGAAACUAGUCCUGAAGUACAUGCUGCAGUAAAGAAAAUUUUCGUAGGCGCAUUGAAAAAAGACGUAACAAGUGAGGACCUCACUGACUAUUUCUCCCAGUAUGGCAAUGUAACUGAUGCUCAGAUCGUAAUAGCUAAAGAUACCAAUACUUCCCGCGGUUUCGCAUUUGUGACAUUUGAUGAUACAGAUGCAGUGGACAAAGUUAUUUUAGGCCGUCCCCAUACUAUUAAGGAUUCAAAGGCGGAUGUACGAAAAGCUCUGAGCAGAGAAGAAAUGAAUAAAAUGAGGUCCAAACCUGCACCUGCAAGAGUUGAUUACAAUAAUGGUAGUGGUUGGAACGACAAUACAAAUGGGGGUUUUCAACAACAGUCAUGGGACCAGGGUUACAACCAACCUUACGGACAGCAGCAGUCUUAUGCUUAUAAUGGUACAGGUUAUGGUUAUAGUGGCUAUGACGCAAGUUCAUCUACUGGAGCCUGGCCCAAUGCGGCUGAUGGUUUUGGCAAUUAUCAACAGCAGGCUUACGGAGGUGGUCCUAUAAGAGCAACUCCUGCACCCACACAAUAUACUCGUCCCGCUCCAUACACUGGUAAUGGUUGGCAACAACGUUGAGAUAUUUGUCGUUGCAAAACCGGACGCCUGAAACGCCUAGUGCAUUUUGACAACUUUUUAUCACUUGCUGUAAAAUAUACAAAUCAGUUAUUCUGCUAUUUCCUUGUACUCGCAGCCGCUUAACAUAAGUUGUUGAGCAUCUAGUUAGGUCACACUUGGAAAACAUAAGGUACUGCACCUCGUGUCCUGGGUGCGAAUUCGGAUUCCAUGUGUUCAGUCUGGAGAGGAAAUUGCUAUGUGCUUUCAUGAAGGACUGGAUUGCGCCGUGUCAAGAAGGUAACAACCCAAUCGGAAGUCGUCAGCAAACAAGGAUAAUUUGAUUGGCGUUACACAUCACAAUGCAUUGAGCAACACCUUUUUUUCAAUGUUGUUGUAAUUACUUCUAUUGAUCAUUUCUGCCUGUCAACAACGAUCAGUAUUCAAUGUUUACAAUUUUUUUGUUUACACUUUUCAUUUCGCUAAAUUUGAAGUGCAAAUUAAAUUGGUAAUAUAGUUUGCUCGUGUUUUUGUUGUUGUUGUUGUCGUUCAAAGUUCUAGUCCCACAUAUAUUUGACUGCAAUGAACUGAACUUAUUUAAUUGUCAA